Molecule: messenger RNA, 1527 nt
Organism: Sporothrix brasiliensis 5110
Lineage: Eukaryota; Fungi; Ascomycota; Sordariomycetes; Ophiostomatales; Ophiostomataceae
Exons: 4
Coding region: 1-1527 (508 amino acids)
Source: RefSeq, a predicted model, not a curated record
AUGCGUCUCGACCAUCUUGCCGCGCGGGCCAGCGCUGUAACGACCGUCAGUGUUCCAGCGUCAGCACCGGCGUCUGCUGUUCUCAUCAGCCCGUCGUUUCCCGGCGUCAGCUUUGAGCUCAGCACGUUUUCUCUCUACUGCCAGAAAAGCCCCACGGAUUCGUCGGCCAACCAGUACUCGAUCAAUCUGAUUGAGCAAAUCUAUAAGCGAACCGGCGGACGGCCUCUCUUGCGAGUCGGCGGUACAACGGGUGACACCGUGACUUGGAACUCGGCUCUUACCCAGCCCAUCUCGCCCGCUCCGGGCACGUCGCAGACGGGUUCGCUGACGAUCGGCCCCAACUUCUGGCCGCUUACCAAGCUUCUUGCGCCGAUCAACGCGCUCUGGGUGCCGCAGAUUUCCUAUACAGACACCGUGCCCGCCCACGCCGAGGCGAACGCGCAGUCCAUUGUAUCGGCGAUUGGCCUGGACAACAUUGGUGCCAUUGAGAUCGGCAACGAGCCGAACGAGUACGGCGGUCACACGGGUCCGUCCGCGACCGGCGCCCAAUACUUCGCUACGCGCUUCCAGAGCAUUGCCACCAAUGUGUCCGAGGCGGCAUCCAUCCCCAGCGGACCCAUCUUUGCCGGUCCCGGCCUUGCUGGCGAGGACCAGCAGUCGACGGACUGGACGGCGCCGGACCUGUUUGCCAACACGACCUUUGACGCCACCGGCAACAUCAAGUACGCCGUGGACCACUGGUACCGCUGCGUCGGCAACCCGUGCGUGCCGGCGCACAUGAUCCUGCACUCCAACACGGUCGCCGACGCCAACAAGCGCAUCCAGCCCUAUGCGGCCUUCUUCAAGAGCUACAAGAACGGGCAGGUCAAGUACUAUCUGGACGAGAUCAACAUCCAGACGGGCGGCACCAGCAACCAGACGCUGGCGUACGCCUUCUCGACGGCGCUGUACGGCGUCGACUUUAUGCUCUAUGCCAUGACGCUCGGCGUGGCCGCCGUCAACUGGGAGCAGGUGUACAACUCCAACCAGAACGUGUGGCAGCCCAGCAGCAGCAGCACCGUGCCCGCCCAGACCAAGAACAUCUACUAUGCGCUCAUCACGGCGGCCGAGUUCAUCGGCACCGGCGGCACGACCAAAGUGGCGGAGAUUGCGCCCGGCAACAACGACGGCACCGCCUUUUCGGCCUACGUGGCCUACGCGGGCAGCAGCUCCAACACGCCCGCCCGCGUCGCCCUCUGCAACCUCAACUACUGGGACCUCUCUGUGGGCGGCAGCCGGCCCAGCCAGACGGUGACCCUCAGCGGUCUGCCGGCGUCGCUCACGUCCGCCACGGUCAAGUACCUGACCAACCCCGGCGGGGCCGUGCAGAACGCCGACCACACGACGUUUGGUGGCAGCCAGUGGACCUUUGCCAGCCUGGGCAAGGAGGUGACGGGCGUGCAGUCCACGACGGUGACUGUGAGCGUUUCCAACGGCCAAGCGACGGUGACGAUUCCCGACAGCGCCAUUGCCAUUGUCUACCUGUGA